UUGCAUUAUUCAUUUUUAGGGACUCCAUACAACUUCGUAAGAGGAGGCGAAGUGACGGAGCGUGAACCUGCCGAAUCGACGGCAUACGAUUUCUCUACGCCAUUUAGUAAAGCGAGAAAGCGAAGGAGGUUUCAACUAGCCGUUGAUAGUUCUGAUUUUGAGAGGAUGCCUAUAUGUGGUGUUGAUGUUCGUGUACCAUCUGGCCUAAAACUCUAUUCCUCACAGAAGUUGAUGAUGGUGCGCAUUAUCACGGCGCUUACAAAGAAGCUGAAUCUAUUGGCUGAAAGCCCUACCGGAACUGGGAAAACCCUAGCUCUGCUGACAUCUAGUUGUGCUUGGUUAGAUGACGAUAAAAGAAAACGUUGGGAAGCAUUGAAAUCGUGUCCCAUUCACGGUAAAUAUGGUGACACUGACGGUGGUAUCAAACCUGGUAUUGGUUUACCCUUAGCUAGGCUUCCUGAUGGAAACGCCGGACUCCUCAAUUUGAGAGGCCCUGCUAUGGGAAUGAAUCCCUUCGCUGUAUAUCGCACGAGCAUCUCUACAGAGAAUUCUGAGCGUAGGAAAUGUUCAUGCUUACCGAAAACGCGGAUCUAUUACGGUACUCGAACACAUAAACAGAUCAGCCAGGUAGUGAAGGAGUUUUCCCGUCUUCCAUAUGGAGGAGUUUUGAGUCAUACCAUAUUGGCUAGCAGAGAACAGUCUUGCGUCAAUAAGGCUGCGAGGGAAUCACAGGAUGUUUCAAGUUAUUGUAAAGAGCUCAUAUCUUCAGCUUAUUCGGAGUUAAUGGGCUGCUGUCGGCAUAAAGACGCCAUGAAGCGUCGGUUUGAGAAUGCCAGAAAUGUGCGAAGAAUACUUCAGAAAAUGGGUGCCGAAACCUUCAACAUUGAGGAGCUUGUGAGUUGCUUGUCAUCGAUGCCGUAUCCGAUCUGUCCGUAUUUUGCAAGUACUCGCGUGCUGACUCAAGAUGCAGAAAUAAUUUUCUGCCCAUUCAGCUAUCUGAUUGAUCCCGUAAUUCGAAACUCAUCAGAUGUACACUUAAAGAAUAGUGUGGUCAUUUUGGAUGAAGCUCAUAACAUUGAGGACAUUUGUCGUGAAGCAGCUAGUUUCACGUUCUUUGAGAAAGAAUUGCUCGACGCUUUAUCAAAUUUGAGGGAAAACGGUGUGUUUUCUGCAUUCACAAAGUCUUACGAUAAAAUAAGCUCCGCUGCUGUAACUUGUGUCGAGAAGUGGUUAUACUUCAUACAUUUUUUCAAAGAAGAGGAAAAGAGGAGUAUGUACAAGUUAGUAUUACGUCUCUUUCAUAUAUUAAACCAGCGUUCAUCUUUUCGUAUGGGAGGUAGCCGAAUCGGACAGACACAGACUGCUCUCAGGAACGUAGAUUACAGCCAUUCGACUGGCGAAGGCGAAUUAUGGCCUUCUUCUGCACAUGGAUCAAAUGAAUGUGAUCCUGUAAAACCUGGAUUCAGGACUUGUAUUGGCUUGUGGUGCAUGGGUCCAGAACUUGCAUUUAAUAGUGCGUUUAUGAAUUGUCGUUCCGUCAUUCUUGCUUCUGGAACCUUAUGCCCGGUCGAAACGCUGAAAACAGAACUAGGUUUCAAAUUCCACUCUCAAGUGAGUCAUAUAGUUUUCCUAAAUUUAGAUGGAAGUAUUAGUGUUCCUAGCAAUUGGGAUGGUUGUUCUUUCCUUUGCGCGACAUUCCGGAAUUAUGGUGACGAAAAUAGUCAAUUUAUUAGUGAACUUGCUCUAGUUAUUCGGUACUCCAUCUGCAUGCUUGUACCGAAAGGGAUUUUAUGUUUUUUUCCCAGCUAUCGCAUGUUGGCAAUGGUUUACGACUUUAUGGAAAGAACAUCUAUUCUUCGUCAAGUUCAAUUUCGAAAGGUAGUAGUGAAGGAACCUCGACGCUCCUCAGAUUUACACAUGGUGAUGGAGGAAUAUGAGAGCGCUGUCAGUAAUCCCGCUCUCCAUGGUGAAAAAGUGGAUGGUGGCUUAAUGUUAGCUGUUUUUCGAGGAAAAGUGUCUGAAGGACUCGAUUUCUCUGAUGAUCUUGCAAGAGUAGUCAUUGCAGUCGGGAUCCCUUUUCCGAACGCGUUCGAUGAAUUGGUGAAAGAGAAAAAAAAUUACAACGAUUUGCACUGCAGGACAAAGUCACUUCUUUCCGGAGAACAAUGGUAUGUUUCUCAGGCCUAUCGCGCCAUCAACCAGGCUUUAGGCAGAUGCCUUCGGCAUAAAGAUGAUUGGGGUGCUCUUGUUCUUGUGGAUGAGCGUUUGGUCGGGCAGGCAUCAAAGGCUGAUAGAAGUCAGUGUUCACGCUAUGGAACGGGGAGCUUGUGCUUCCUGUCUUUUUCAUGGAGAUGCUUUUAUGCUUUCAUCCUGUAUACUUAA
Molecule: messenger RNA, 2382 nt
Organism: Angiostrongylus costaricensis
Lineage: Eukaryota; Metazoa; Nematoda; Chromadorea; Rhabditida; Metastrongylidae
Source: the annotation of a GenBank genome assembly